Molecule: messenger RNA, 2356 nt
Organism: Trichoderma harzianum CBS 226.95
Lineage: Eukaryota; Fungi; Ascomycota; Sordariomycetes; Hypocreales; Hypocreaceae
Exons: 9
Coding region: 47-2221 (724 amino acids)
Source: RefSeq, a predicted model, not a curated record
CGCGGAUAACGGCUUUAAGUCUAUCAACAGAUUGCACUUCCACACCAUGGCCGAGAGAACGAGGGUCGAAAAGCUUGAGAAGCUUUUACGGGAAGCUGAGCUACGUGCCGAGAGUGAGCGGCAACGCGCUGAGAGAGAACAGCUACGUGCUGAGGUGGCAGACAGGCAAGGGUUGGAGGAACAACAGCGCGCUGAAUCUGCAGAGGAGCAGACCGGUCGUACAACACUGGACGAAUACAUCGCGGCUUACCAUAGUCUUAUCUUCUCUAAAUUCGCAGUCGAAACCGACAAGUCGCUCACAUCAAAGGGCUAUAUCACAAACCUCAGGAACAAACUAUAUCCAACAAAACAACAGAGGAUCGCUUCUGGCAUACUUUACAACGCGUUUCCCACCAAUAUACGGCUUUUUAAGUCUCGGAACUUCCUAUCCGGCCUUAGAGACAGGAUUUCGCAGCAGCCGAUCGCAAACGAAAAAAACCUAGAAGAUCCAGUUAAAUCCAUUCUGCAUCAGCUCAAAGAGGUAGAGCAAAUUCAAGCCGUUUAUAGAAUUAGAGGCAGCAUCAUAUUCGAAAAUCACCCCAGUACCAUAAGCAAUAUAUCAGAGGAGCCUUCUAAUCAACUCCGUCCCAACCACAUUUGUAUCUACCGAUCUAAAGACGGCCAGUCGCAAAAGCAUAGCAUAAUCUAUGUUUGCAAAUAUAAGGCACCUCACAAGUUAACAGCACAACAUCUACGUGCUAGCUUACAACCAAUGGACGUCUACAAGGAAGUUAUCAACUGCAAAACAGUUCCAACCUCGGCAGACCCAGAAGGCCGUUUCCAAUACUAUGCUAAAAGACUAACUGCCGCUGCCAUCUCGCAAACAUACCACUAUAUAAUCGAGGGUGGCCUCGUCUUCGGGCUCCUGACAACCGAAGAGGCUAUAACGCCAUACUAUCACCUAGCCGAACCCAGGCCUAAAGUGUCUGCACACCCUCAUAAUUUUCACUCUUGCACCGCUGUCAGACAGUAUCUAGCCUUUACCCUUAUAGCCCUAGCUCAUCACGGGCGACGGCAGCAACACAGUCAAAAAGCGCGCCGGCAAGCAGAAGACUUUGAAAGCACCUUACGCUCCAUUCCAGCCAACGUACAGCAUCCCCGAAGUAGCUCCCCUUAUCAACCAACUACGUACGCAACCUUCGAUAGAUCGCCAUAUCCCUUUCGCCACAAUCGGCGGAAGAUCGACUGCGAAGGCCAGCUCAGCAACCAACCUACAAAAAGGGACUCUCCGGAACCAUCAGAUAAUAAAUCAGAAGGAAAACUACCCGAUACACCCAGUCCUACAGAAAGACAAGCUGGUAGUAGGGGUCGAGGACAGGCAAGACGCAGCCAGAGGAUUCAAGCUCGUCAGACACGAAAUGCUCCAUCAAGUCGGCGUACGGAGCAUGCCGUCCAAUAUUAUACGCAGAAAUGUUUAACCGGACUGGUUCGCGGGGGGUACCUUAAUAACGGUUGCCCUAAUGUAACCCUGCACGGCCGAGGGCUGGCUUCUAGCUUUGCUGGCUUAAGUGUGCGCCAUCCCGUCAGCCAUAGCAAGUGGCUGCAACUUUUGAGGAAACAGCUGGAAGUGGUCUUGUUUCGAAUCACGUUGCUCGCCUACGGUUAUACCUUCGUCGCAAAAAGGACUAUACGGGCAUUUAUCAAGGAUCUGGGGCACGAAGCCGCCGUCUACAAACGCCUCAAACCAGCCCAAGGAGUCAGCAUACCUGUAUUCUUAGGCACUAUCGACCUCCGAGCCAUUAACAAAAUCUACUAUUAUGACCACCGGGUUUAUAUAGUGCAUUUAAUAUUUCUCUCAUGGGGGACAUUACAGACUUUGCGAUCAAUACAUUUACAAGGGGUUGUUCACAAUAAUGUCCAAGGAACCAACAUACUGUUUAACCCAGAAACAAACCGGAUCAUAAUUAUUAACUUUAAAAAAGCAAAAUUUAUGCAACCUCCUCGGCAUCCGCUGAACCAGCUGGUACCCAACAAGCGGGCAUGGAGUUAUAAGCCUCGCCCCGGUGAGCCAGAUGCCCGUAUAACCCCUCUCAUAAUCCAGGCAGAAUUUUUGGUCUCCAACCUAGCUGUGGUAGUGGGAGAUCACAACCCCAAUGAAGUCGAUCGGCGUGGCAUGGGACAGAUAUGGGAACAAGCAGAAGAGGAUAUACACGCUCAGACAAGCCUUUUCUCCGUAGCAUAAGUGGAUGUUUGCAAAUUCAAGCUGAAAUAUAUCAUACAAGCUUCAUGUAAUGUGUUGUACGCGUGUUGACGCCGGCCAAUAAGAAAAGACGUGACCCAUUAAAACGGUAUUGCGACGCCCGGGCGCCGAUUUUAU